Hydatigera taeniaeformis is the source of this 814-nucleotide messenger RNA. NCBI's taxonomy places the organism in Eukaryota, Metazoa, Platyhelminthes, Cestoda, Cyclophyllidea, Taeniidae. The record is from the annotation of a GenBank genome assembly.
UUUCGUUUUUGUGGAAUUCGCGAACGCAGAAACUGCAAACAGGGAGAAGUUGUCCAUCUCAGGUCGCCUUUUUGCUGGUCAGUCUAUGCGAGCAGAAGUCCGAUCCAAUCACUUGUACGGAGGCAACAGAAUUACGAAUGGAGUUUAUAACCCGGACGAUAUUGACUUUUUACGUAUCUUAGUCACAGGCCUGCCACCAGGCGUUAGACAGGCAGAUCUUAAAAAUGUCUUUCCCACCGCCGAAAAUAUCAGAUUGCCGAUGUCUCCACGCAAUUUUAAUUACGGGGAUUUUGGCGUUCAUGCCUCUAAUAAUCACAUUGUUUUGGGUGAUUUUAGUUAUGCCAUUCUCAAUUACGUUUCGGACGCAGUUGCUCUUGAUGCCUUCUCUCAAUGCCAUAAGAUUCUACUGGAAGGUCACCCGAUCUCCGUAAACUUCGCGUUUAAAACCCCUGAAAACAAGCUGCCUGCUAGUACUGCCACCACCUCGUCGACUAAGCCCAGCGUGCCUAUUGAGUCACAGGAUGGAACACAGCCUCCUCAGCGUGUGGGAAAUGUGGUCAUUCAGACAAUGGUAAAUGCGAAGGAUGCAGAAGAGGAUAGAUUGACUAGCACUAAGACAAGUGCUUCAUUGGAAUUAAUAAAGGACCAACAACCCCAUGUGCAGAAUUUGAGUACAAAGGAAGGGAAAAGCGAGGAUGAAGGAUCUGAAGAAAAGUCGACGUUCAUCUUCGAGAUGAUUAAACAAGCUAAACAGAUAGAUGAACGGACGACUGAAUUGAAGUCUGGCGGAAAUAAUGAAGGGCCUGAUGAUGAU